AUGACCGAGCUGCUGCUGAACAUGUCGCUGGAUCAGAUCGGCAGCCGUGGCGGGGGUGGUGGUGGCUUCAGAGGAGGGGCGCGCGUGAGGGAGGGCGGAGGGAUGAGGAGCGAGGUCGUUUCUCGGCCGCAGUCCCAGGUCUCGCGGCCGCAGUCUUCUGUGGCCGGCAAUUUCGCUGCCCGCGCUCUUUCUUCUGGUUCAGGCCCGAUGCGUCGGCAGGGGAUUUCCCGUGUCGCGAGAGAGACGGCGGCGCCUUACCAACGACCCACGCGCCCUGCGGACGGCGUGCAUUCUCGCCUUGGCGACCCGGUGGUGGCUGGCACCCGCGUCCACGUAGGCGGGCUGAACUUCGACGUCAUGGACGAAGACAUCAAGGAGCUUUUUGCCGGCGUUGGAGACCUGCUGCACUGCAAGAUCGAUUUCGACCGUACCGGUCGCUCCAACGGGAAUGCCUUGGUGAUCUUCAAGAGGAGAGAGGACGCAGAAAACGCGGUCUCCCAGUUCCACAAGCGGACUCUUGACGGCACGCCCAUGAUCGUGGAGAUCGUGGAGGGAGGGGGGGCUACGGAAUCCGCUCGAGGCGGUGUGCGGGGAAGGGGCGGCGGCGGCGGCGGCGGCGCCCCGACGUGGAGAGAACCCCCUACGAGCACCGGAGCAGGGUACCAGAACGGUCGCGGGAACGGUGCGGGUAACGGCGUCGGAGGAGGAGCUCACCGUGGCAACAACGCUUCGGGUUCCGCCGCCGCCGCCGCCGCGCCGUCCCGCAUGCCCCAGUCUCGCAUCACGAUGACGGGACCAGUGGCGUCGCGCCUUCAGUACCAGCAGCCCCCCCAAGCCGCGAUCCCCAAUGUCCGCGCCGGUCUGUUCGGCACUUCUCUGGAUGACGUGGAUGGCCACCACGCGGAUAUGGACGAGGACGUUCCUGGUAGGGACCUGGACGACUACGUCCACCCGGGGAUGAAUGGGUUUGGUAGUGGCGGCGGCGGCGGCGGCCGGGGGCGCGGCGGUGGCGGCGGCGGCGGAAGGGGCGGCGGUGGCGAAGACGCUGUCUUCUUCAAUGUGACCCUCCACGGCAAGACGGGCGGAGGAGGAGGAGGAGGACGAGGGUUUGGUGGCGGCGGUGGCGGUGGCGGCGGCGGCGGCGGCGGUACUGGUACCUUCCGCAAGAACGGCAACAGUUCCGGCGGUGGAGGAGGUGGCGGCAACUCAUUCCUUUCUCGUACCACCGGUGGAAGGAGCGGGGGCGGCGGUGGAGGCGGGGGCGGGGGCGGAGGAGGAGGUGGAGGGUUCCGGAGCGGCGGGGGUGGGGGCGGCGGUGGCAGCGGCAGUAGCCGGGGAGGUGGUGGGGGCGGCAGCGGGGGCGGCGGAAAGGGUAACCGUGGAAGAAACAAAGGCAGGGGAGGCAAGGGAGGUGGAGGAGGAGGAGGAGGCGGAGGAGAUGCCGUGUCGACAAUGGAUUUGGACGCUCAGUUGGAGGCGCACAUGGCCAAACGGUAGAUCUCUGACACAUGGGGUUGGUUGGUAAGUCGCAAGGUGACUUUUGUUUUUGUUGUUGACGGUGUUUUGGCGUUUGGUAAGUCUUUGUUCAAAACGGGGGGGUCGUAGGAUGAGGGGGGUAGAGGGGGGAGAUGGCGUCACUCUCUGAAUCACGCGUGAUCGUACAUAAGUUUGCACGUAUUUCCGUUGACGCCUUCCUUUACCCUAGCACCCCCGCCCAUCUGGGAGAAAGACACACCACGGCCGGCGGGUUGUCGGCGACUGGGAAGACAUGCAGGCGUUUCUUGCGUGCGGAAAGCGUGGGUGUGGAGGGAGGCGACCUUGUCCCGAGGUAUUUGUGGCUAGGGUAGUCGCAGGAACAGGGGAUGUGUCAUUCAAGGCGUGGGUAGUGUGUGCGUGUCUUCGGUGUAGUUGCAUGGCCGCCCGUCGCAGCCGGGAAAGAGCAAUAUACGAAAGUCUCCGUGGCGGCCUUGCAAAUGGCUGGAGGCAUUUUUGUCUUUGGGAUGGCAGAGGGUGGUCCACACUGGAGGUUCGAGGGCGGAUUUGCGCCAUGUUGUGUGCCCUUGUUCACAUUCUCGUCGGUGGGCCCCCCGGGGGGGGGAGGGGGGGGGUCGUUUUCGUCGAAAGGCCCUUCAUCGUCGUUUGGUGGGGGGCAACACAAGCAUGUUAAUUGAAAAGGUUGCCUAUUCGCAUCGAUGCAAGGUGCAUUUUGGUAGUGCCACAUCAUAUACUUGUUUUGUCGUUCGUGUUGUUCAUUUUUUUUGUUUCUCCCACGUAUCUUUUGUUUUUGGCAACAGACAAAACUAUUUUGGAAAGUCGAAAUGAUCAUCAACAUGUUUCA
Molecule: messenger RNA, 2338 nt
Organism: Ectocarpus siliculosus
Lineage: Eukaryota; Phaeophyceae; Ectocarpales; Ectocarpaceae
Source: the annotation of a GenBank genome assembly